Messenger RNA from Mirounga angustirostris (Northern elephant seal), 736 nucleotides. RefSeq names its product ribosomal protein eL39-like 2. Gene Ontology annotation, cellular component: cytosolic large ribosomal subunit; ribosome. Gene Ontology annotation, biological process: translation. Lineage: Eukaryota; Metazoa; Chordata; Mammalia; Carnivora; Phocidae. The record is from RefSeq and is a predicted model, not a curated record. Bases 124 to 279 code for a protein of 51 amino acids. The transcript has a single exon. Gene Ontology annotation, molecular function: structural constituent of ribosome.
UCCUGAACAACACCACUUAAUGUUAAACAAACCUAAAAACUAAGCAAAAAACCAAAAGAAUCACAAUUUGCAGUCAGAAGAGUAGGGGGAAAAAAAAAAAGAGGGUUGACUCCAUUCCUUGCCAUGUCUUCUCACAAGACUUUUAGGAUCCAGUGGUUUCUGACCAAGAAACAAAAACAGGAUUGUCCCAUUCUGCAAUGGAUUCAGAUGAAACCUGGUAAGAAAAUCUGGUACGACUCCAAGAGGAGACACUGGAGAAGAACCCAACUGGGUUUAUAAGAACUGCAUCAAGGUCACUAGCAUCCAUCUUUUCAUAUCAAGUUGAAAACAUUACCGCUAUCUGGGCAGUUGGAUAAGUCUUAUUGGGAAAAUGGCUUUUUUCUCUUUGUUUCUAUACCUUUGUAUUAGUAGGUUGGUUCAGUAAUAAAUAUGUGAGAUCAUUGGUUUGAAAAUAAAGAUAAAUAAGUGUAGUAAUGGAAGAAGGUAAAGUGUUUUAGGGAGUAAGGAUUUGCCAGUGUUGUUAAAUGACAUUCAAGGAUCACGUAAGGAAAGGACUAAACAGGCAAAUCUCAGAGAUAUUGCAAGUUUGCUUCCAGAACACCUCAGUAAAGUGAAUAUUGCAAGAAAGCAAGUCAAAUGAAUUUUUAGUUUCCCAGUGCAUAUAAAAGUUAUGCUUACCCUAUGUGGCCUAUUAAGUGUGCUAUAGCAUUAUGUCUAAAAAACAUACAUACUCUAA